Talaromyces atroroseus is the source of this 855-nucleotide messenger RNA. RefSeq lists its product as hypothetical. The transcript has 2 exons. Bases 1 to 855 code for a protein of 284 amino acids. Gene Ontology annotation, molecular function: zinc ion binding; DNA-binding transcription factor activity, RNA polymerase II-specific. The record is from RefSeq and is a predicted model, not a curated record. NCBI's taxonomy places the organism in Eukaryota, Fungi, Ascomycota, Eurotiomycetes, Eurotiales, Trichocomaceae. Gene Ontology annotation, biological process: regulation of DNA-templated transcription.
AUGUCGGUUGCUGAAAAUCCUCGUCUCCCGACUCCUCAGAGCUUCCCCUCUGGCGGUUCGAGCAUACCUCCCGAGAGCCAACAGACACAUGAAAAGGCGAAUCCCCCGCCAGAAGUAAAGGAACCCACUCGCGCAAGAAAAGCUUGCGAUGAGUGCAGACGGAAGAAAGUCAAGUGUGAGCACGGCCAACAAGGCGGCGACAUCGCGGGGAAAAGAAAACGGAGUGGAAGGACUCCUGCUCCUAGUCAGAGGACGACGAACCAGGGGAAUGCCUCAGACGUCAAUGCUGUAGAGCACGCUACGACCACUGAGGCUCCAGACAGAGAGGGCCAGGCCCAAUCCUCACAGACAGCCUCGGAACGCCCGCGUCGGCUGGGAGCAGGUAAAAGAAAACUCUCGGAAGCCUUCGAUCAGAAUCCUCCUUCGAAUGUUUCGCAGCGUCCCAGAAAGCUCGCGGCAGUGUCAGAGAUACCAAGCAACGCCAACGCCAAUACGCAGCAGGCAAAGCAGCGCAAGAAGCCAGGCCACAAACCGCGCAAGCAGCCUGAUUCUGCCUCGAUCGUGAUUCCGGAUACUCCUGAAACAUCUCCAUCGCCUGCUGAGCGCUCUAGCCCACAGCCUCAGCCCUUCGAUGGUAAUAUUACCGUUUCUAUUGACCUGGCAUGGCAUCUACAUAUGAACAAUGAGGUUGAAAGAAGAAUGAGCGACGUCGAACUGGAAUGGCGAGGCAUGUGUCGAGAUAUGGAGAACAUACAAGACAAGUGGCAGCACCUCCUUGAGUCGAUGUAUAUGACAAGGCAAGUGAUGGAUGAAUGGACAUCACGCUUUCUCAGACAAAAACAACACGCAGAGUAA